GAUGGGAAAAAAUAACAGGAACAGUGAUUUAUAACAGUUAUUACUCUAGUAGCAAUAACAAGCUGUUACUUGAGGAAAAAAAUAACUGUUACGAUUAUUUGAGUUUUAAAUUUGGUCUUACUGACUCCGUGUUAUAUACUGUUACUGCUAUACCGCUGUUAUUGUUUGUUAAACCUGUUAUUAGUAUUGUAAACUGUUAUUAGUUGUUAUCUUGUUAUUUGAUUAUACCAGUUAUACUUGUCGUUAUUGAUAUUUGUGAAUUUGUGAUAAUUGUUAUAAAAUUGCUACUUAGUAACAGUAUCAAUCAUGAUUAAUAUUCAAUAAUAACAGUAACUGUUAUUUUCACUGUUAUUUUUCGAGUAACAAUAACAGUUUGUAACAGUUACAAAAAUUGAUAACAAGUUGCCAUCACUAAAACAAACCUAUAGAAAAUUACAUGGCCAUGAGUUCAUGACGUCACGUUGAAGUUAUCGAUUUAUGAGUUACAGCGGAGCGUAAACCAAUCAAGAUCAGUUAAGAUGUUCAUUUGUGAAACAUUUAUCACAAUUAACUGAAAAACAAGCAGAACUUAUGAGGAAAAAGUUGCCUCAAAAACGUCCAAUUAAUGGUGUGAACCACAUAAUAUUGGUUGCAUCUGGUAAAGGAGGUGUUGGCAAAUCAACAACAGCUGGUAAACUAAUUAAAAUUUAUAUAAAUGUAUACUGCAUAGUAAAUCUAGCAACAGCUUUAAAAUGUGUUGCACCUAACAAAGAUGUUGGAUUAUUGGAUGCUGAUGUAUUCGGUCCAUCUAUACCAUUAAUGAUGAAUUUACAUGAAACCCCUUUAAUUAAUAAUGAUAACCUUAUGGUACCUCUCAUUAACUAUGGGGUUAAGUGUAUGUCAAUGGGUAACUUGAUAACUGAUCAAUCGGCAGCCAUUUGGAGAGGACUUAUGGUUAUGGGAGCCAUUGACAAAUUAAUUAGAGGUGUUUCCUGGAACCAUACAGAUUACCUAAUAGUGGAUACACCUCCAGGAACAGGAGAUACACACUUAUCACUUGCUCAAAAUCUUCCAAUAAGUGGUGUGUUAAUUGUUACUACUGGUCAAAAGGCUGCUCUUGGCGUGACCAGGAGAGGUAUAACAAUGUUUAAAAAAUUAAACAUUCCUAUAUUGGGAAUAGUACAAAAUAUGAGUACUAUGAAAUGUUCAAAAUGUUCACAUGAAAAUUUUAUUUUUGGAGAUAGUGUUCAAGAGUUGGCCAUUCAAGAAAAAAUUGAUACAUUAUUUUCUAUACCUUUGGAUCCUAAUAUAACUAAUGGUUGUGAUUCUGGUCAGCCUAUUGUCAUUACUCAUCCGGAAUCCUCACAAGUUAAAAUUUACAAGAGCUUAGCAGAAUAUUUGAUUAAUUCGUUAGGUAAUGUCACUAAUAAGUGAUGUACAUAUUGUGUAAUAUUUAUGACCAUACACCUAUUGAACAUUUAUUUUAAUAUAUUAUGAUUAUAUUAUUGUUUAAAUAUAUAAAUAUGUAAAAUAUAUAAUAAACUAAAAUCCAGUUAUA
Molecule: messenger RNA, 1537 nt
Organism: Aphis gossypii (cotton aphid)
Lineage: Eukaryota; Metazoa; Arthropoda; Insecta; Hemiptera; Aphididae
Gene: Nubpl
Product: iron-sulfur protein NUBPL
Exons: 8
Coding region: 571-1413 (280 amino acids)
Biological process (GO): iron-sulfur cluster assembly; mitochondrial respiratory chain complex I assembly
Cellular component (GO): mitochondrion
Molecular function (GO): ATP binding; ATP-dependent FeS chaperone activity; 4 iron, 4 sulfur cluster binding
Source: RefSeq, a predicted model, not a curated record